AAAUAUGGUCGUAUAGGUGUGUGCCAGGUAACCCUGUGCGUGGCAAGAAGCGAAGGCGAGAGAGUACGUAUUUUCAGCACUUAACGCCUUCACUUCCACACGCAUUCGAUACGCGUCUUCUAUUUUCCUUCUUCAAUUUCACCACCGCACUCUCAAACCCCAAACCCUAAACUCAACAACACCAACAAGUGUUGAUCAGAUGGCAUCAAAGCGAAUCAACAAGGAAUUGAAGGACCUGCAGAAAGAUCCUCCUGCAUCCUGCAGUGCUGGCCCAGUGGCUGAUGACAUGUUCCAUUGGCAAGCUACAAUUAUGGGCCCUGCAGAUAGCCCAUUUGCUGGAGGUGUGUUUCUUGUGUCAAUUCAUUUCCCUCCUGAUUAUCCCUUCAAACCACCCAAGGUUUCAUUCCGCACAAAGGUUUUCCACCCUAAUAUCAACAGUAAUGGUAGUAUCUGCCUUGACAUCCUCAAAGAGCAAUGGAGCCCUGCCCUCACAAUAUCCAAGGUCCUUCUGUCUAUAUGCUCUCUGCUGACAGAUCCCAACCCAGAUGAUCCUUUGGUGCCUGAGAUUGCUCAUAUGUACAAGACUGACAGACCCAAGUAUGAGGCCACUGCUCGGUCAUGGACUCAGAAAUAUGCCAUGGGCUAAGCCACUAUUUCAUCUCCAAGAUAUUUUGCUUAUUCUCUACCAUAGUAGUAAAUAAAUAGAGUUGAAUUGGUCAAAACAAAUAUGAAACUGUACUGUUUUAUGCCAGCCACUUUGAACCUUAAUAUUGGAAAAGCAGAGUUUCGUACUAUGUUUAUGGAUGGAAGUCGCUACUUAUUUUAUUUGCUUGGUUUCUAUUAAUUCAUUUUAAAUGAAUAUCCCUGUCAA
Molecule: messenger RNA, 871 nt
Organism: Cajanus cajan (pigeon pea)
Lineage: Eukaryota; Viridiplantae; Streptophyta; Magnoliopsida; Fabales; Fabaceae
Product: ubiquitin-conjugating enzyme E2-17 kDa
Source: RefSeq, a predicted model, not a curated record